UGGCAUUCCUUUGCAGGCAAAAGGGUUAUAUUCGUCUCGUUCUCAAGUAUAUCCCUUCCCAGCCGAACGCAUCCGCAUCUCCUUCUGCCAUGCAUUCCUCAACAGCAGCAGCAGCAGCAGCAGCAGCAGCACCAGGAGCUGCAGCAGCAGCAGGAGCAGGAACAGCAGCAGGAGGAGCAGCAGGAGCAGCAAGAGCACGUGUUCCCCUCCCUGACCACUACACCUCAUCACCACGGCAGCAGCCCUCUCAACCCCCCGCCUUUCCUCCACCCCAAUCACUCUAUCCCCCUCCGCCACAGCCAGUUUCUGAGCCAGCUCAAUUACCAGACCAGAACCAUCUGUACCCAUCCCCUUACCCCUCUCUGCCACACAGCCCGUGUUCCCAGCCACCCUCCUCCCCUUCCUUCCACACCCAGUCCCCCUCCCACUCGUCCCACCUUUCCUCCUCAUCAGACUCCCCAUCCUCCUCGUUCCACAGCCAGUACUCAUCCUCAGACUCGUCUUUCUCCUUCCAGCACCAGGAGUCGGCACCUAGUCGUCUCUACCCUCCUUCUCCUCUCGCUCCUUCCCCUCUUGGUGCUCCUGGUGCUGGUGCUGGUGCUGGGGCAGUCCCUUCCCCACCCCGCUCCCCUCCACCCACUCACCCCUACAACUACCCCCCUCAGCCCACAGCAACUCCACUCCCCUCCGCUCCUCUCACACACCCCUACAGCUGCCCCCGCCAGCCCACAGCAACACAGGUAUCCCAAGCCCAACACCACUCCCCAGGAGCAGGAGUGGGGUCAUUUGAGCAUACAAUGGGGGGUGCAGCAGCACACUCAAGGGGGGAUGCAGCAGCACACUCAAGGGGGGAUGCAGCAGCCGUUGCAGCAGUUGGGGCGGCCAUGGGUGAUCUUGCAAUUGGUGGUGCUUCAGAAGCAGGAGGAGGAGCAGCAUCACCAGCAGCAGCACCACCUGUCCACCACCCUCCUCCCCAGCCUCCAUCCCAAAACCCAUAUCCUCCCCCAUCCUCUUCCUCCUCUCAAGGCGCCUAUCCCCCUUCCUCUCAAAACGCGUAUCCUCCUCCUCCCUCCUCUCAAGGCUCUUAUCCUCCUCCCCCACCUCCUUCCCAGUCCGCAUAUCCUCCCCCUCCCGCUCCCUCUCAAUCCGCAUAUCCUCCCCCCCCAUCUCAGAGCGCUUACCCUCCCACCCCUUACGGUUACCCCCCUUCUUCUCAAAACCCUCCUUACGGAUAUCCCGGUUACCCCCCACCUUCUCAAGCUCCCCCCUAUGGGUAUCCCUACGCUCCUCCUCCUGCGUCUUAUGGCCAUCCUCCUCCUCCUGCUUCCUACGCCCCUCCUCCGGCCCCGUAUGGCUAUGGUGCGGCCCCUUGGGGGUAUUACUCUCACUAG
Messenger RNA from Closterium sp. Naga37s-1, 1391 nucleotides. The record is from the annotation of a GenBank genome assembly. NCBI's taxonomy places the organism in Eukaryota, Viridiplantae, Streptophyta, Zygnematophyceae, Desmidiales, Closteriaceae.